CAGGACAUCAGGCAUGAAGCCAGUGAUUUUCCAUGUAAAGUGGCCAAACAUCCCAGAAACAAAAAUAGAAAUAGGUACAGAGAUGUCAGCCCCUUCGAUCACAGUCGAAUUAAGCUAAACCAGGGUGACAAUGACUAUAUCAAUGCUAGUUUGAUAAAAAUGGAAGAGGCCCAAAGGAGCUACAUCCUUACCCAGGGACCUUUGCCAAAUACUUGUGGUCACUUUUGGGAGAUGGUUUGGGAACAGAAAAGCCGUGGUGUUGUCAUGUUGAACAGAGUGAUGGAAAAGGGAUCCAUAAAGUGUGCGCAGUAUUGGCCACGGAAGGAGGAGAAAGAAAUGUUUUUUGAAGAUACAAACUUGAAAUUAACAUUGAUAUCUGAAGAUAUAAAAUCAUAUUACACAGUACGACAGCUGGAAUUGGAAAACCGUACAACACAGGAAACGAGAGAGAUUCUGCACUUUCAUUAUACUACGUGGCCCGACUUCGGCGUCCCGGAGUCACCCGCUUCAUUCCUCAAUUUCCUGUUCAAAGUGAGAGAGUCUGGCUCGCUCAGCCCUGAGCACGGGCCCGUGGUCGUGCACUGCAGCGCAGGAAUUGGGCGAUCGGGAACUUUUUGUUUGGUUGAUACAUGCCUUCUGCUGAUGGACAAACGGAAAGAUCCUUCUUCUGUGGACGUUAAACAGGUUCUCCUAGAAAUGAGGAAGUACAGAAUGGGCCUCAUACAGACAGCAGAUCAGCUCCGUUUCUCCUACUUAGCUGUUAUUGAAGGGGCAAAAUUCAUUAUGGGAGAUGCUUCAGUGCAAGAGCAGUGGAAAGAGCUCUCCAAUGAAGACCUGGACCCACCGCCUGAACAUACCCCACCACCUCCCAGACCACCAAAGCGAACCUCAGAAAUGCUCAAUGGAAGGAUGCAUGAACACACAGAAUUCUUUCCUAAACACCAAGUAGUAGAAGAAGAGAUCACGUGUUCGGUCAGCAGUGUGGAAGAGAUGGUUCCAGAUGGCAGAGCUCAUUCAUCUGUACCACUGAUCACAGACAGCACUAGUCAAGACACUGAAAUUCGGAGGAGAACUGUUGGUGAAAAUCUGCGUCUCUCGCCCCACAAAGAAGAGCCGAUGAAGUCAGAAAGCUCCGACGAGGAGGAUGAGAACAUGGUGACGACUUGGAAGCCGUUCCUAGUGAACAUGUGCAUGUUCGCUUUCCUCACGGCAGGAGCUUACCUCUGCUACAGGGUGUGGUUUCACUGACGGACGUGCCGAAGGAUCCACCCUGCAGAAAGCACCCACCACUCGGUCGGUUUGUGAUAAGCUUCUGGAAGGAAAGCGCCUGGGGCACGCGAGCCUUGUCUCAGCGGAGGCAGGUCAUGGGGUGAAAGGCCAGAACUUUGGUUAGGGCUUAGGGAGAGCUGAUGCACUAGGGUUUGAUCCAGCCCUGUGGUCCCAAGAACAGAAUAUUGCAAUCUCAGGGCCUUGAAAAUAUUCAGGAGUAAGCAGAGAAAAUGCCAAAUAGUCUGUUUUCCUUUUUUUCUUUUCUUUUUUUUCUUUUUUUGUUUUUUUAAACUAAAUAAUAGAAUUACAACACAUUGUUGUUUUUAGCCUUUUUUAAAAAGCUGAUUCUUUUUCUUUUGUGUUUCGGAAAAACUAGGCACAAGUGAAACUCGCUUGUACUCUCCAAGUGUUGUAACCAAAUACAUGACUUACAUUGAUGAGUUCCCAAAAAAAGAGAAAGAAACCCACAUACCUGAAGAAUGUAAACUUUUUAGAAGGGG
This is a messenger RNA of Tauraco erythrolophus (red-crested turaco), 1769 nucleotides long. The record is from RefSeq and is a predicted model, not a curated record. Lineage: Eukaryota; Metazoa; Chordata; Aves; Musophagiformes; Musophagidae.